Messenger RNA from Castor canadensis (American beaver), 2185 nucleotides. RefSeq names its product heat shock protein family A (Hsp70) member 6 (gene Hspa6). The record is from RefSeq and is a predicted model, not a curated record. Gene Ontology annotation, molecular function: ATP-dependent protein folding chaperone; ATP binding. Lineage: Eukaryota; Metazoa; Chordata; Mammalia; Rodentia; Castoridae.
AGGGAGCCUUUGCUGAGCGCCCCUGCGCCACCGAACAGCAUCAACUUUUGCAGCCUCGCGCAAUUGAUCCCGCAGCUGACGCGCCGCACCAGCGCUAGAACCCAUAGCCAUGUCUGCCCCAAGGGAAGUGGCCAUCGGCAUCGAUCUGGGCACCACGUACUCGUGCGUGGGCGUGUUCCAGCGGGGCCAGGUGGAAAUCCUUGCCAACGACCAGGGCAACCGUACCACACCCAGCUACGUAGCUUUUACCGACACCGAGCGUCUGGUGGGCGACGCUGCCAAGAGUCAGGCGGCUCUGAACCCGCACAACACAGUGUUCGAUGCCAAACGGCUAAUAGGCCGCAAGUUCACGGACGUGGCGGUGCAGUCGGACAUGAAGCACUGGCCUUUCCCAGUGGUGAACGAGGGAGGCAAGCCCAAGGUGCGCGUGUCCUACCGCGGGGAGGACAAGAUGUUCUACCCCGAGGAGAUCUCGUCCAUGGUGCUCAGCAAGAUGAAGGAGACAGCCGAGGCCUACCUGGGUCAGCCCGUGAAGCACGCUGUGAUCACGGUGCCUGCCUACUUCAACGACUCGCAGCGUCAGGCCACCAAGGACGCAGGUGCCAUUGCGGGGCUCAACGUGCUUAGGAUCAUCAACGAGCCCACGGCGGCCGCCAUCGCCUAUGGGCUGGACCGGCGGGGUGAGGGAGAGCGCAACGUGCUCAUUUUUGACCUGGGUGGGGGCACCUUCGACGUGUCAGUUCUCACUAUCGACGCCGGUGUCUUUGAGGUGAAGGCCACGGCUGGAGACACUCACCUGGGCGGAGAGGACUUCGACAACCGGCUGGUGACCUACUUCAUGGAGGCGUUCCAGCGGAAGCAUCAUAAGGAUGUGAGUGGAAACAAGAGGGCCCUCCGCCGGUUGCGCACCGCCUGUGAGCGCGCCAAGCGCACCCUGUCCUCCAGCACCCAGGCCACCUUGGAGAUCGACUCCCUGUUCGAGGGCGUGGACUUCUACACGUCCAUCACUCGUGCUCGCUUUGAGGAGCUAUGCUCAGACCUCUUCCGCAGCACCCUAGAGCCGGUGGAGAAGGCGUUGCGGGAUGCCAAGCUGGACAAGGCCCAGAUUCAGGACGUCAUCCUGGUGGGUGGUUCCACCCGCAUCCCUAAGGUACAGAAGCUGCUGCAGGACUUCUUCAACGGCAGGGAACUGAACAAGAGCAUCAACCCCGAUGAGGCUGUGGCCUAUGGGGCUGCUGUGCAGGCGGCCGUGUUGAUGGGGGAUAAGUGUGAGAAAGUGCAGGAUCUCCUGCUGCUGGAUGUGGCUCCCCUGUCCCUAGGGCUAGAGACAGCAGGAGGGGUGAUGACCACACUAAUCCAGAGGAAUGCCACCAUCCCCACCAAGCAGACCCAAACCUUUACUACCUACUCUGACAACCAGCCUGGGGUUCUAAUCCAGGUGUACGAGGGUGAGAGGGUCAUGACCAGGGACAACAACCUGCUGGGCUGCUUUGAGCUCGGUGGCAUCCCUCCUGCCCCAUGCGGAGUCCCCCAGAUUGAGGUAACCUUUGAAAUCGAUGCCAAUGGUAUCCUGAGUGUGACAGCCACUGACAGGAGUACAGGCAAGGCUAACAAGAUCACCAUCACCAAUGACAAGGGCCGGCUGGCUAAGGAGGAAGUGGAGAAGAUGGUUCAUGAGGCCGAGCAGUAUAAGGCUGAAGAUGAGGCCCAGAGGGACAGGGUGGCUGCCAAAAACUCCCUGGAGGCUUAUGUCUUCCAUGUAAAGGGCUCCUUGCAAGAGGAAAGACUUAGAGACAAGAUUCCUGAAGAGGACAGCCGAAAAGUGCAAGAUAAGUGUCAAGAAGUCCUCGCCUGGCUGGAUCACAACCAGUUGGCAGAAAAAGAGGAGUAUGAGCAUCAGAAGAGUGAGCUGGAGCAAAUGUGUUGCCCCAUCUUCUCCAGGCUCUACCGGCAGCCUGAUGUUCCUGGGGGCAGCAGUUGUGGAGCUCAAGCCCGCCAGGGGAGGCCCAAUACCGGCCCCAUCAUUGAGGAGGUUGACUGAAUGACAACUCAUGAUAAGUCUUCUGUGACUUGUCCCUGUAAGGGCUGGGCUUAUUGGACUUUUAGACUGUCUACCCUAAUCCUGCAUGGGUUGGGAUAGGUGUCUUGCUCCCAAAACUUCGAACUUUCUUCUUACUGUAUUUUG